UCCUCUGCUCCCUCCCCCUCCACAGGCCUGAGCUUGGCCGACAAUAGUGCUGCAUUGAUCAGCUGUGCUGCAAUUACAGCUGCGCAAAACCGUCCAGCCGACAGGAGAAAUACUCUUAUCUCAGCUACGGGGCCACAUCUGCGAAAAUGUCUGUCCAGGCAGAGUUUGAGAAGAUGGCAGAGGAUGUGAAGAAGGUGAAGACGAAGCCCACGGACCAGGAGCUGCUGGACCUGUAUGGGCUUUACAAGCAGGCGAUCGUUGGAGACGUUAACACCGAUCGACCAGGAAUGAUGGACUUUAAAGGAAAAGCCAAGUGGGAUGCCUGGGACUCCAGGAAAGGAAUGUCCAAGGACGAUGCCAUGACAGCCUACAUCAACCUCGCAAAGGAAAUCAUCAGCAAAUAUGGGAUGUAAGACUUGCAAUAAACUGAAGAGGCUGAACUGAUGCUAUAAAACGAACAACAGACUACUAACUCCGUUACUAAAACUAUGCUGCUGCCUAUAUAACAAGUAGCCUUCUGCUUUCAGAGGCAUAAUUAUGCAGGAUGAAGAGUAAUUUUAGAUUUUUUUUAAUUUGAUGUGAUUUAUACCUUGUUAUGUAUUUUAUUUUUACAUAGAUUGUUCCAUUUUAAACUAAGAAACUUCUAUGCAUCCUCUAAGGGUAAAAUAUUACAUUUGGUAAUGGCUCUUUUAUCUAAUUAAAGUAGUUUAUACUUGUAGUCCACAUAUGCUCAACUAUAAAUAUACUGUAUACUUGUGCACGUUAAUGUGAAACUUGACCUUUAAUCAGGACAGACUAAUUAAUGUGAACAUACUUACUGCACACAUUUUGAAAAUAAAACCUCUCUCUGCACUGUU
Lates calcarifer (barramundi perch) is the source of this 857-nucleotide messenger RNA. It is a transcript of the gene acbd7, whose product is annotated as acyl-CoA binding domain containing 7. The transcript is spliced from 4 exons. Bases 147 to 413 code for a protein of 88 amino acids. Lineage: Eukaryota; Metazoa; Chordata; Actinopteri; Centropomidae. The record is from RefSeq and is a predicted model, not a curated record. Gene Ontology annotation, biological process: fatty acid metabolic process. Gene Ontology annotation, molecular function: fatty-acyl-CoA binding.